Molecule: messenger RNA, 1101 nt
Organism: Elephantulus edwardii (Cape elephant shrew)
Lineage: Eukaryota; Metazoa; Chordata; Mammalia; Macroscelidea; Macroscelididae
Gene: CCN4
Product: WNT1 inducible signaling pathway protein 1
Exons: 5
Coding region: 1-1101 (366 amino acids)
Biological process (GO): cell adhesion; signal transduction
Cellular component (GO): extracellular matrix; extracellular region
Molecular function (GO): integrin binding; heparin binding
Source: RefSeq, a predicted model, not a curated record
AUGAGGUGCUUCCUGCCCUGGAUGCUGGCAGCAGUGACCGCAGCUGCGGGCAGCACCCCGGCCUCGGCCCUCACUCCUGCCCCCACGGCCAUGGCCUUCACCCCAGCACCGCUGGACGACACAUUCGUGCGUCCCCAGUUCUGCAAAUGGCCCUGUGAGUGCCCAGCGUCCCCGCCUCGCUGCCCUUUGGGGGUCAGCCUCGUCACGGACGGCUGUGAGUGCUGUAAGAUGUGUGCCCAGCAGCUUGGGGACAAUUGCACAGAGGCCGCCGUCUGUGACCCUCACCGGGGCCUCUACUGUGACUACAGCGGGGACCGCCCGAGGUACGCAAUAGGACUGUGUGCACAGGUGGUCGGCGUGGGUUGCGUCCUGGAUGGCGUGCGCUAUGACAAUGGCCAGUCCUUCCAGCUAAGCUGCAAGUACAACUGCACGUGCAUCGACGGUGACCUGGGCUGCACGCCGCUGUGCCUACACACGCGCCCUCCGCGCCUCUGGUGCCGCCACCCCCGGCGGGUGCGCGUGCCCGGCCGCUGCUGCGAGCAGUGGGUGUGUGACGACGACGCCCGCAGGCCACGCAAGACCACACCCCGCGACACCGGGGCCUCAGAGAACAUGGGGGAUGUGGAACCACAGCACAGGAACUGCAUCUCCUACACAAGCCCCUGGAGCUUGUGCUCCACCAGCUGCGGCCUGGGCAUCUCCACACGUGUGUCCAAUGCCAAUGCCCGUUGCUGGCCUGAGCAGGAGAGCCGCCUGUGCAAUCUGAGGCCGUGCGAAGUGGACAUCCGCCCGCACAUCAAGGCGGGGAAGAAGUGUCUGGCUGUGUAUCAGCCAGAAGCACCCAUGAACUUCACCCUGGGGGGCUGUGUCAGCACUCGCUCCUACAGACCCAAGUACUGUGGGGUCUGCACAGACAACAGGUGCUGCAUCCCCUACAAGUCCAAGACCAUCGACGUCUACUUCCAGUGUCCUGAUGGGCCAGGCUUCUCUCGCCAGAUGCUGUGGAUCAAUGCUUGUUUCUGCAACCUGAGCUGUAGGAACCCCAAUGACAUCUUUGCAGACUUGGAAUCCUACCCAGACUUCUCAGAAAUUGCCAAUUAA